Messenger RNA from Kockovaella imperatae, 1249 nucleotides. RefSeq lists its product as hypothetical. NCBI's taxonomy places the organism in Eukaryota, Fungi, Basidiomycota, Tremellomycetes, Tremellales, Cuniculitremaceae. Bases 65 to 1180 code for a protein of 371 amino acids. The transcript has 3 exons. The record is from RefSeq and is a predicted model, not a curated record.
CACUACUCUCAAAUGUAUUCAUCAUCUGCUUUCUGACAUCGCACUUCCACUCGCACUCGCAGCCAUGACAAGUCACCACCCCGUUAACAUCUUCAUGCUCGGAGCGACCGGCUAUGUCGGCGGAUCAUUCCUCUCCACUCUGUUGGCUUCCCCUGAGCCCCCUCACAAAAUCACAGCUCUCAUAAGAUCCAAUGACAAGCUCAAAAUCUUCGAGAACCUCUCAGAGCACAAGACCAAUUGUAUCGGUGUUCAAGGCUCAUAUGAAGAUCAUCAUCUACUCGAAGAUCUGUCGGCCGAACAUCCUGUAGUCAUUAGCGCCGCUGACGCGGACGACGUGGGGAUGAUCAAGGCCGUCUUGAAGGGCAUGAAGAAACGGCAUGAGAACACUGGCAAGGUCGGGGUGUUGAUACACGUCAGCGGGACGGGUACCAUCAUUGACGAUGCGAGAGGCGAAUACGAGGGAAAAGACAUCUACACGGAUCUACCUGAACCAUCUUCAGCUCACCCAGAUACCAAGACAAUUCAAAGUCUACCUGACGAUGCGUUUCAUCGACCUGUCGACCUUUUAGUCGAAGAAGCAGACAAGGAAGGAUACUGUCGUACCUAUAUCAUCCUCCCCGGAACGAUCUGGGGAGAUCCCGAUAACAUGGUGGCAUUCGAAAAGGGUCUCAGUAACCCUCACAGCCAACAGAUACCGGGCGCAGCGGCAUUCGGCAUUGAUAGAGGUCAAGCGGGAGUGACAGGAAAAGGCCUCAACCGAUGGGUACACGUCCAUAUCCUCGAAGUAGCAUCUCUUUUCGAAAAGCUCUAUCCACUCGCUUUGGCAGACAAAGCGCCUCACGGAGCGCCCACCAACUCAGGAUACUACUUCGCAACGUCUGGGGAGUACUCCAUUGGAGAAGCUAUGAAGCUGAUCGGGGAGGAGAUGUUCAAGCAAGGGUGGGCAAGCACUGCUGAAGUCAAACCGUUCUCUGUGGAGGAGUUGGAGAAGAGGUAUGGUAAGGACGGCUGGAGAUACCCUGGUUCCAAUAGUCGCUGCUUUGCGGAGAACUCUGAAAAGAUCUUGGGCUGGAAAGGCGUCAGGGGGGUCGGAGAAAAGUCUGGAGAAUGGGAUGAGUACGUACGCAGUGAGACGAGAAGGAAAGGUCAAGAAGCGAAAGAGAAGAAGUCACAGCAGUAGGACAGCACAUUGAAGGACCCAACAAGCUCCUUGGCGAUCUCACGAGCCUCCCAGCGUGAGCACCUACAU